GCAACAUAUAAAGGUAGCAAAUUUGUAACAAGAUUUUGUUAUUUGUUAAAACUACAACAGAAUUACACGAAAGAAAGAAUAAUGAUAAGCGUACAUAUACUUCAUUUUGGUACGCAAUUGAACUAAUUAAUAUUUUUCAGAAAAAUACAAUUGUGUGAAACUACAAAGAUAAGUGAUAACCAAUUAAUUACGUCAAGUCCCUCAAGGAAACAAAUUUAAGGACGUACCUUGAUACUUGAUACUUGAUACUUGAUUAACAAGCUAAAGCUAAGCAAUUAAGGAAGUCACUGCACUUUAUAAACUCACCCGUUUUCUUAUCUUUCCCUUGAGACAUUGAAAUUAACCAUUACACAGAAAAAAUAAAAAGGAUCUAGAGAUUUGAGAUUUGAGAUUUGAGUAACUUUGAAGGCAUGGCUAGUGAUGAGAAUAGCCCGGCUUUUCCGAUUAAGACGGUGGUGGUGUUGGUGCAAGAGAACCGCUCAUUUGACCACAUGCUCGGGUGGAUGAAAGGGAUCAACCCCGAAAUAAAUGGUGUCACCGGUCAGGAAUCGAACCCGUUGGAUUCAUCGGAUCCUAACUCUAAAAGGGUCCACUUCGGGGACGAGUCCGUGUACGUCGACCCAGACCCUGGUCACUCUAUACAAGACAUUUAUGAACAGGUAUUUGGUGAGAAAUGGAGCCAAGCAUCAGGCGAAAAGAAGAAGGCCCCAACAAUGCAAGGUUUUGCACAAAAUGCAAACCGAAUCCAAAGUGGGAUGGACGAGGCUGUAAUGAACGGAUUCAAGCCGGAUGUUGUACCCGUUUACAAGGAGUUAGUAACCCAAUAUGCAGUUUGUGAUAGGUGGUUCGCUUCAAUGCCUGCAUCUACACAACCCAAUAGGCUUUUCGUGCACUCAGCAACAUCCCAUGGUUUAACAAGUAAUGAUACUGGGAAGCUCAUUGGAGGGUUGCCUCAGAAGACCAUAUUUGAGUCUUUGGAUGAGUCGGGUUACUCUUUCGGUAUCUAUUAUCAGUACCCUCCUUCCACUCUCUUUUACAGGAAUCUACGGAAGCUGAAAUAUGUUUCGCGUUUCCACCAAUUUGAUCUAGAAUUCAAGAAGCAUUGCAAGGAAGGGAAGCUACCAAAUUAUGUGGUAAUCGAACAAAGAUAUUUUGACUUGUUAGUAGUGCCAGGAAAUGAUGAUCACCCCUCCCAUGAUGUGUCAAUAGGUCAAAAGUUCAUCAAGGAAGUUUAUGAAGCAUUGAGAUCAAGUCCACAAUGGAAUGAAAUCUUAUUUAUAAUCACAUAUGAUGAACAUGGUGGUUUCUAUGAUCAUGUUCCCACCCCUGUUGAAGGGGUUCCUAGUCCUGAUGGCAUUGUUGGUCCUCAACCAUUUAGUUUUGGAUUUGAUCGUUUAGGUGUUAGAGUUCCGACUAUCUUCAUCUCUCCAUGGAUCCAACCUGGAACAGUGUUACAUGGACCGUCAGGGCCAUAUCCAACAUCAGAAUAUGAACAUUCUUCAAUUCCAGCAACUGUCAAGAAGAUAUUCAAACUGAAAGACUUUUUAACUAAGCGUGAUGCAUGGGCUGGCACUUUUGAGGUUGUAGUCAACAGGGAGACUCCAAGAACUGAUUGCCCAGUUACUCUGCCGGAGCCAGUUAAAUUGAGAUCAAGUUUAGCACAGGAAAACAAGCAAAUAUCUGAUUUCCAAGCGGAGUUGGUGCAGAUGGCAGCUUGCUUAAAAGGCGAUCACAAGAAGAAAACAUACCCAUAUGAAUUAGUGGAGAAGAUGACGGUUAAAGAAGCUGUUGAAUAUGUGCAAGAUGCUUGGAAGAAAUUCUUGCAUGAGUGUGAUGAAUCCAGGAAGCGAGGAGAAGAUGAAUCCACAAUCGUAAUUGUGACUUCACCUAAAAACAGCCGCAGAUCAUUCAAAGGCAAGCUUUUAUCUUGUUUAGCUUGUAACAACUGAAACCCUUUCUUAUGGUUGCACCAAUCAUUCGACCAACUACCUAUACAAAAACAACAAAAUCAAGACAGUUGAUCAAAACAAAGGGCAGAGAGAGGAGGGACAAACAGAAAAUACAUGCCCAAAUUGUAAGAAAUAUCUAACAUAUAUUUAAAUUUCAUGUUCUGUUCAUUGGAUAUAAUGUAAGAAUGUCUUUUUUAAUUACUUAUACAUCAAAAAAUCAAAGCACGAGAUGAGUGAA
Molecule: messenger RNA, 2187 nt
Organism: Spinacia oleracea (spinach)
Lineage: Eukaryota; Viridiplantae; Streptophyta; Magnoliopsida; Caryophyllales; Amaranthaceae
Product: non-specific phospholipase C4
Exons: 5
Coding region: 411-1949 (512 amino acids)
Biological process (GO): phospholipid catabolic process
Molecular function (GO): hydrolase activity, acting on ester bonds
Source: RefSeq, a predicted model, not a curated record